GCAGAGGCGCUUCUAGUUGAUAAUUUUUAAACAAAUUUCAGUGACAACAAACAAAUUUAUUACAAAUACAGUGUGCUAAAACAAUAACAGUUUUGUGUGGAGCGAAGCGCAUAAGACAACACAAUGUUGAAUGGUUCAUCAUCACGCACAUAAAAAAAACAAAUGAAAACAUUAACAGGUCACAACACACACAUUAACAUAAAAAUUUGCCCUCUCACAAAACAUAAACUAAGCAAGCAAGCAAGUUACAAAGUUCAAAGCAGCAUCUUUAGAAAAAAUCAGCAGAACUCAUCAUCAUCGACGUCAUCAACAAGUCAACAAAAUUAGGAAUGUCGUGGAUGGCAUUUGGAGCGCUCGCAUCAGGCCUGGUACUUCAGCGUCUGCUUGGCGGGGACUAUCCACCCAAUAAGGUUGUAGAAAUAAAAAGCGAAUCGCUGGGAACGUUGCAGGUCUUGGCACGCGAUGAUGCUAUGGUCCUGUUUGCACCGCCCUAUAAUACCAACGAUAAGCGCUCCAAUUAUGAAAUUGUAUUGCAACGUCCCACAUCAGACUCAAAUACCACAUCCUUUAGUCUAUAUCGCUCGCCUGUGCAGCAAGAGGCGGAAGAUAAGUUCAAUGCGUUUAUGCAACGUUUGCCCGUCUUUGUCAGCAUUGUCAAGGAGUACUAUAAUGUCAAUGGCCUGCAAAAGGUUUGCGACGCACUAUCGGAGAAUCCGUCAUGGUCGCUGACUCAUCUGAUUGCCUUUUUCAAUUUGGUUGACUACAUAAGCAAUCCGAAGGUCUUGCAAUGCGUCGAUCAUGCCGAUCACACUAGUCUCAUGUCGCCAUUUCAGUUGGCCAUCAAACAGAGCCAUAUUGAAAUGGUAAAGGUACUGUUGCCCCUCUGCAAAAUCGAGCAUUUGGAUAUUAACAGCAACUCCGUGUUUCAUUAUGCUGCCAGCACCACCAAAGAAAUAAUAAAUCUUCUCACUGAAAAAUCAACAGUCAAUUUAAACCAUUUGAAUUCGGAUGGCUAUACACCGCUCCACUUGGCCUGUGUCUCAGACAAGCCGGAUUGCGUUAAGGCUUUGUUGCUGGCCGGCGCCGAUGUUAAUUUAAAUGCCAAGAAUAUCAGCAAAUUGUACAAAACCUCCACACCCACAUCUGUGGCUUCCUUUUUGCGCACCAAUGCGAGCAAACUCUACACACAGGAUAUGAAAUAUGGCGGCACACCCCUCCACUGGUGCUCCUCCCGCGAAACAUUGCACGCUCUGAUCAUGGAGGGCUGUGAUGUGAACGCCACAAACUUUGAUGGACGCACCGCUCUGCAUGUGAUGGUGGCACGCAAUCGCUUCGAAUGCGUCGUCACUUUGCUUGCCCACGAUGCCGAUAUCGAUGUGUUGGAUAAUGAGGGAAAUUCUGCUUUACAUAUUGCAAUUGAAAAGAAACUAGUGCCCAUUGUACAAUGCCUGGUGGUGUUUGGAUGUGACAUCAAUUUGAAGAACAAAGAUGGCAAGACGCCUCGUCAUAUGGUGGGCACCGAAACAAGCGACAAUAAAGAAGAUGAAAUACUUUACAUAUUGCAUUCGGUCGGUGCCAAACGCUGUUCCGAUUCCAGCUCCAAAUGUCCACCUGGCUGCCAUGCCAAAGGCACAUACAACGGCAUACCACCGGAGCCGACAGAAUAUGUCGAGCAACGCGAACAUAUUGAAAACAUGUUGGCCUCCACCAGUCGACAAAUGGUGGGUGGCUUUUUGGGCGCUGCGGCCAAUGAUUUUAUCGAAAAGCAAAUGCCGCAACCACAAAUCCCCGUCGUAGUUGACACGGAGAAGGAGCAAAAGGGUCAAAGCAUUAUGGACGCCCUGCUUGGCAUGUUUACCACCAAAGUGAAUGCUGACGAGAUCGUAAAGGAUGGUUCAUCCGGCAGUCUGGCCAGUGCCGUUGCCAGUACGCCCGGUGUGGCCAGUCCCGAACAACUGCCUUCACCUACAUCGCCCAUUGCGGCCGAGGUGGGUGACAAACCCUAUGGCCGUGGUCGUCUGCUUUGCUUGGAUGGUGGCGGCAUUAGGGGUCUCGUGCUCGUGCAGAUGCUGCUCGAAGUGGAGAAAUUGUCACGCACACCCAUCAUUCAUAUGUUUGAUUGGAUUGCCGGCACCAGUACGGGCGGUAUUUUGGCCCUGGGUCUGGGCUGUGGCAAGACAAUGCGGCAAUGCAUGGGUCUGUAUCUGCGCAUGAAGGAACAAUGCUUCGUGGGCUCACGUCCUUAUCCCAGUGAGUAUUUCGAGUCCAUACUGAAGGACAAUCUGGGCGAGUUCAAUGUAAUGACGGACAUCAAGCAUCCAAAGAUAAUGGUGACGGGUGUGAUGGCGGAUCGUAAACCUGUCGACUUGCAUCUAUUUCGCAACUAUACCAGCGCCAGUGACAUUCUGGGCAUCGUGACUUCCAUAAGCAACCGCCGUAUUCCGCCACCACCGCCUGAGGAGCAACUGGUUUGGCGUGCGGCUCGUGCUACAGGUGCUGCACCUUCCUAUUUCCGUGCGUUCGGUCGUUUUCUGGACGGCGGCCUAAUCGCCAAUAAUCCCACUUUAGAUGCUAUGACGGAAAUUCACGAAUACAACAGCGCUUUGCGUAGCGUCGGCCGUGAAUCGGAGGUUAUUCCCGUCUCAGUUGUGGUUUCACUCGGCACUGGACACAUACCCGUCACAGAGCUCAAGGAUAUCGAUGUAUUCCGUCCGGAGAGCAUUUGGGACACGGCGAAAUUAGCUUACGGAAUAUCUACCAUUGGCAACUUACUCGUGGACCAAGCCACCUGCUCUGAUGGUCGUGUCGUUGAUCGUGCACGCGCCUGGUGCAGCACUAUUGGCAUACCAUAUUUCAGAUUCAAUCCCCAACUGAGCGAGGACAUUGCUAUGGAUGAGAAAAACGAUCAGAAGCUUAUCAACAUGCUGUGGCAUACGAAGGCAUACAUGCAUAAAAACCGCAAUAAGAUUAUCGAGAUGAUUAACUUUUUGAAAUAGCGCUCAAGACGGAUUUAGACCGCAUACACUUUAGGGGCCUCCGUCAAGGCCAAUUAAUAACAGCGAAUUGUCGAAUUUUGUCUGUUCGAUCCUUUUCAACUUUCGUCUUGCUAUUUAUAAUUUCUAAAUCAUUUUUUUAGCACCUUCCGCGGUCUAAAUCAGCACACAAACACACACACACAAAUACACAUACAACACACACUCUUGUAUAAACACAUCCAAUAGAAUAACAUUUGUUUUAUGAAAAUAGUUAAAGACGGCCGAACACAACAGCUUUUGGGGUUGAAAAGCGCAUACGUGUAUGCAAAUUAGUCCAAAUUGUUUUAUACCUAAUACGCUUUCAAUAUUGUGUUAAUGGUUGAUAAGUUUCUAAACGAUAAGUGUUAGCCGUGUCUCUCAAUUGCUGUAAUACCCUGUAUUAUUUACCAAUUACUCUUACUGCUACGUCCCAAUUGAAUUGGUCCCAUUUGUAUCUUAACAUAUAUUCUGUAAAAUGUAAACAUUCCGUGGCGGUUUGUUAGUUAAUGUUUAAAUAUGCACGAAUUUUUGAAUAAAUGUGUUUUAAAUAUAAA
Molecule: messenger RNA, 3568 nt
Organism: Scaptodrosophila lebanonensis
Lineage: Eukaryota; Metazoa; Arthropoda; Insecta; Diptera; Drosophilidae
Gene: iPLA2-VIA
Product: 85/88 kDa calcium-independent phospholipase A2
Exons: 8
Coding region: 330-2996 (888 amino acids)
Biological process (GO): lipid metabolic process; positive regulation of ceramide biosynthetic process
Cellular component (GO): mitochondrion
Molecular function (GO): protein binding
Source: RefSeq, a predicted model, not a curated record